This is a messenger RNA of Hemibagrus wyckioides, 1851 nucleotides long. It is a transcript of the gene ccnb2, whose product is annotated as cyclin B2. Gene Ontology annotation, molecular function: cyclin-dependent protein serine/threonine kinase regulator activity. Lineage: Eukaryota; Metazoa; Chordata; Actinopteri; Siluriformes; Bagridae. Gene Ontology annotation, cellular component: cytoplasm; nucleus; cyclin-dependent protein kinase holoenzyme complex. Gene Ontology annotation, biological process: regulation of cyclin-dependent protein serine/threonine kinase activity; mitotic cell cycle phase transition. The coding region runs from base 134 to 1285 and encodes 383 amino acids. The record is from RefSeq and is a predicted model, not a curated record. The transcript has 8 exons.
GGGGUGCAUUGUUCUGAAUAUCUCAUUUGUUUUUGAACGCUUAAACGGAAAAGGAGAGUGAAGAUUGCACGACUUUUUUUUUUUUAAAAGGUUUUUUAAAAAACUCCAGCAAUUGUAGUAAACACUAAUUACCAUGGAUCUCCGUGCUGUUCACCGUAAUGCAGAGAACCCUGCACUUGUUGGUGGCAAGGCUGGGGCUGCAAAUGUUGCUGUAAGGAGGGCUGUCCUGGGUGAACUGUCCAACUUUGCUGCCAAACCUGCAAAGACAACGGGUGUUAAGCCAGCAGUUCAGCCAGCUGCUGUGCAGCCUAAACGUGUUCCAGUUGUACCAGAGGCCCUUCCUCCUGCUCCAGCUCCAGUCGUUCCUCCAGUUCAGGCUGAUGUCUCCAUGAAAGAGGAAGAUGACCUGUGCCAAGCCUUUUCUGAUGCCCUGUGUCCCAUCGAGGACAUUGAUGGAGGUGAUGCAGAAAUCCCACAGUUGUGCUCCGAAUAUGUAAAGGACAUUUAUGUGUACCUGCGUAGCCUUGAGACCCAGCAGGCAAUCCGGCCAAGGUACAUGGACGGUUAUGAGAUCAACGAGCGCAUGCGUGCUCUUCUGAUUGACUGGCUCAUUCAAGUGCACUCAAGGUUCCAGCUGCUCCAGGAGACUUUGUACAUGACCAUAGCCAUCCUUGAUCGGUUUCUCCAGGCCCAACCAGUUUCUCGAAGGAAGCUGCAGCUGGUCGGAGUCACUGCAAUGUUGCUCGCCUCAAAGUAUGAAGAAAUGUAUGUCCCAGAGGUCGGAGACUUUGCUUACAUCACAGACAACGCCUUCACUAAACCCCAGAUUCGAGAAAUGGAGAUGCUGGUUCUCAGAGAGCUGAACUUUGAGCUUGGACGCCCACUGCCCCUUCACUUCCUCAGGAGGGCAUCAAAAGCUGGAAAUGCUGAUGCAGAGAAGCACACCCUCGCUAAAUAUUUUCUUGAGCUGACCCUGUUGGACUAUGAUAUGGUACAUUACCAUCCAUCAGAAACUGGUGCAGCUGCCCUGUGCCUCUCUCAGCUUGUGCUUGAUGGACAGAAAUGGUCUCUGACACAGGAGUACUACACCACCUACAGUGAGACCCAUCUGAAGCCCAUAAUGAGACACAUGGCCAAAAAUGUAGUCAAGAUUAAUGAGGGACUCACUAAAUAUGUGGCUGUGAAGAAAAAGUACUCAAGCAGCAGGCUAAUGAAGGUCAGCACGUUUCCUCAGCUGAAGUCUGCGCUGUUGAAGGACCUCGCUGCCCCUCUGCUCACCGCUUGAGCGUUUCACAGAUAAUCAACACUGCCGAUCUGCACUUUAUUCCUGAUCAGCCAUUGGAAAUGGACUGCUGCUUUAAGGAUUCUUAUGUGUAUAUAUGUGCAAAUUAAUUACAGGAUUUUUACUUUUUUGUUUUUUUAAUGAACAUGUACCACUUACAAUUCAAGUUCAUUCUUUUAAGUAAUUUUACUGCUCAUUUUUGACCUUUUUAGAUGUUCUUGAGCUGAAUUUUCUGACGUGAAUUGAUGGAACGUUUCAAUAAAAGUCCAAAGAUGUUCUAACUGGCUACAAAUUGUUUGGGAAAACGUGUAUAAAUUAGUAAUGGGGCUUGUGAUAGCAGUGUCCAGUCUUAUCUUUAAAGGACUGUUUAUUCUAAACAAGCGGGAACCAGAUGAUUCCUCCUGUUUCAGUUGAUCUUGGAAUUCAUACUCAGGUGUGGCUUCUGCUUGGAUGGAAUAAAAGCCUGCAUCCACACUGGACCUCCCUCUGGAUAAGCUUUGGAUACUCCUGGCAUAGAACCUAAUAGUUUGUAUUCUUCAGUGGCUGUUAAAAUACUAGUCCCUGAUUCU